GAUUUUAUAGUUUCGCAACGUACUUCGGAGUGAAAACGCAUUGUGCUGAAAGGAAAAGAAAAUGGCGGACAGUGUGGACAUAGAUUUGUAUGCAAAUAUUGAAGACGAUUUUAAUCAGGACACAGAUUUUGCCAACCAUGGAGACGACUUAUAUGAUGAUGUCAUCACAGCUGGCUCUAGUAGUGAGGGCAUUGAUAGGAAUACAGAUUCCAAGUCACACACGCCAAUGCUUUCCAGCACACAAUAUACUGGGAAGAAGUUCAUGUGCUAUGUGGGAAACUUAACAUGGUGGACGACAGAUCAAGAUUUGACUGAUGCAUUGACUUCCAUUGGAGUCCAUGACCUCGUGGAAAUCAAGUUUUAUGAAAACAGAGCAAAUGGACAAUCCAAAGGUUUUGCCCUAGUUGUGGUGGGCUCAGAGUCAUCCUCCAGGCAUAUAUUUGAGAAGCUGCCCAAGAAGGAGAUGCAUGGCCAGGUGCCCCAGGUGACCCCCUACAGUAGACAGGCUCUCAGCCAGUUUGAGGCCGCAGCCAGGAAGGGCGGUGAAGGACCUCCACAAAAUGGUGUAGGUAACAGAAAUCAGAGAAGCAAUCCUCGUAACCAGCCUCCACCCAACCAACAAGGGAAACCUGGAAACUUCCCUCCUCGUGGCAUGCAGCGUCCUCCUCCCCAAGUCUCACAAGGUCCACCCCCACCUGGACCCCCUCAUGGUGGCCCUCCACCCAUGUAUGGAGGACCACCCAGACUUGGUCCUCCGCCACAACUUCCUCCCCCUGGAGGGCUCCCACCCCCAGGAGGACCCCCUCUGAGACCUCCACAGGGACCCCCUCCACCAGGAAUGGUAGAGCCUCCAAGAAUGGGCCCUGGACCCCCUCCCCAUCUUCGUGGUCCCCCAGGUCCAGGUCCUGACCCCAGGGGUCCGCCCCCACCUAUUAGGCCAGAGUGGGAUAGACCUCCAGAAACCAUGGUUGUAACCAGUCAACCUCCACCCCCGGGGGGUAAGUUAGGGGAGAUAACUCCUAUUUAUGUGGUAUCAUGGGCCAUCUCUUCCUGCAUUUUGUUUGUAAUCCUUAAAAAGAGCAUGCCAAUCAUUUCCCCCCUGUGUUUUACUCUCAGAGUAGUGUUACUAUGGUUACUGAAUCUUUUGACACUUUACAAUUAUUGCAAGAAAUUUAUUUUGGCUGAGCAUGUGCACAUAAUCUCCAGUAGUACAAAAAUGCAACCUUUGGCCUGUCGCCUCCGUUCCCCCAACGCUGGGCCUCCACCCCCGCAGCCGGUCCCCCCUCCGGGUCUAAGACCUAUGGGACCAGGAUUCCCUGGUGGCCCUCCGUCACAGAUGCCACCCGUGCCUGGCCCUCCUCCUGGACACAUGCAAGCGCCAGCCCCCCAUGUCAACCCAGCCUUCUUCCCACCCCCCCACAAUCAAGCUCCACCACCAGGGCCAGCGCCUGGUGAUCCAUAUGGACGGGGUCCACCACCUCAGUCAUAUCCUAAUGAUCCAUUCAUGGGCCGACCUCCUCCAGAAAGUCGACAUGAGCCUCCUCCACCUGCUUUGAGUGAGCAAGAGUUUGAGGAGAUCUUCCAGAGAAACAAGACUGUAUCCAGCAGUGCUAUCAAUAGGGCUGUACAGGAUGCAAGUGCAGGUGACUUUGCUAGUGCUAUUGAGACGUUGGUGACAGCAAUUUCUUUGAUCAAGCAGUCAAAGAUUGCUGCUGAUGACCGUUGCAAGAUCCUCAUCAGCUCACUCCAAGACACCCUCCAUGGCAUCGAGGAGAAAUCCUAUGGAUCCAACAGUAGCAGUCGCCGAUCUAGGUCACGAGAACGUGAUCGUGACCGCUGACCGUGAAAAGAGGAGUCGUCACAGGUCCCGCAGAGUCGUGAACGAGAAUACCGAGAGAGGAGCAGGGACAGAGAUCGCUACCAUGAUGAGAGACACCGAGAGAGGGACCGAGAAAGGGAAAGGGAUAGGGGAGAGCGAGAUUACAGCAGGCGGCAUUAACAGGUUAUACAUGCUGUCCAAUGUGAUUUGAACCGAUUGUCCCAUGCUACAUUGAGUGAUUAGACUGUAUUGUCACAUGAUAUAUCUUGUGGAAUGUACCGUAAAUACUUGUUAAACGUCAUCGUCACUUCAUCAUCAUAUAUGGAUCAAGAGUUCAAGCUAUGGAUUACAGUGGAAAGACUCAAGUAUCACCACACUUCCUUGUUCCCAACGCCAUGGAAAAGACACUUGCUACAAUCAUGCAGCUUUUACUGAAAUCAUUCGUCGUCUUAUCUUCUCGUAGCAAGAAGGAGUUUUAACGCUUUCCAAUUGCUGUUGUUUCAUUUUCAGAAUAAAGUUCUUAGCUCAUAA
This is a messenger RNA of Haliotis rubra (blacklip abalone), 2350 nucleotides long. Its product is annotated as cleavage and polyadenylation specificity factor subunit 6-like. Gene Ontology annotation, biological process: mRNA alternative polyadenylation. The record is from RefSeq and is a predicted model, not a curated record. Gene Ontology annotation, molecular function: mRNA binding. Lineage: Eukaryota; Metazoa; Mollusca; Gastropoda; Lepetellida; Haliotidae. The transcript is spliced from 17 exons. Gene Ontology annotation, cellular component: mRNA cleavage and polyadenylation specificity factor complex.